AUGGGAAACAAAAGCGGUAAGCAAAAGAAAAAGGACAAAGAGGCAAAGAACAAAGAGGAGACUGAACAAAAGGUAAAUGGUACAGCUGAGGAGAAGCCUGCGGAGGAAGCCGCAAGUGACACACCCGCAGCUGAAACAGCUAAUGAUAAUGAAAAUGAAGGUGAGAAAGGCGGUGGGGGUGAUGGUGGUGGGGAGGCAUGUGAGGAGACUAAGGCUGGGGACCAGGCACCAGAACAAACUAUUACUAACACUAGUGAAACAAAAACUGACAAUGACAGUAGUACACCAGCCCCUGUCAGUACAGGGGACAGUGAACCUGUACAAAGUGUAGAUAAUAGUAAUUCUGAUACCAAGGAGGAAGUGAGUCCCCCCAGUCAGACACAGUCUGCUCCUGUAGUAGAAAGUAGUGAAACUGAAAAAGUAGUAGAGGUGGCAAAAGAGGAAACAGUUAGUGAAACACAAGCUCCUGUAGAGGAAACAGUUGUACCUAAACAGGAAACAGUGGUAGAGGUCCAGCCUCCAACACCAGUGGAAGAGCAACCAGCACCAGUGGAGGAGCCACCAGCACCACCUGCACCUGUGGAAGAGCCGCCUGCACCACCUGCACCAGUGGAAGAACCACCAGCUCCAGUGGAAGAGCCACCUGCAUCAGUUGAGGAGCCACCAGCACCAGUGGAAGAGCCGCCAGCACCACCUGCACCAAUGGAAGAGUCACCGGCUCCAGUUGAGGAGCCACCAGCACCACCUGCACCAGUGGAAGAGCCACCGGCACCACCUGCACCAGUGGAAGAGCCACCAGCACCACCUGCACCAGUGGAGGAGCCACCUGCACCACCAGCACCAGUGGAGGAGCCACCUGCACCACCAGCACCAGUGGAGGAGCCACCUGCACCACCUGCACCAGUGGAAGAGCCACCAGCACCACCUGCACCAGUGGAAGAGCAGCCAGCACCACCUGCAGAAAGUCAGGAACAGCAAACAAAAGGAGAUGCACCCCCUUUGCCAGAGAAUCCUCCCCCGAGCAAGACGAUAGCCACACAGUUCAAGUGGGACAAUGAUGGUAAAACUGUGUUAGUCAGCGGUUCCUUUAACGACUGGAAGGAGAAAGUUCCCCUGGAGAAACAGGAGGCUGUGUUCUCCGUGACCGUUGAUCUACCAGAAGGAGAAUAUGUAUACAAGUUUCUGGUUGAUGAUGAGUGGCUGAUCAACAAAAACCAACCAAUUAAGGCCGAUAAUGGAAUUGAGAACAAUGUUGUAAUUGUACGACCUGUGGGUUGAGUGUUUUGUCCGAGUAUAACUUACCUGCUCCACCUCUUCAGUUGCCUCCCUUCCACAUAACAGUUGCCUCCCUUUGAUGGCCCAACUGACCAAACCAUCAUCCAGAGGCAUCGUGGGACAACAACAAAAGGCAGCUAUGCUACAACUUCACUGAUCAACAAAUAUUAUUAUUCCCAAGUAAUUUCACUCGGAUGAAAUUUUUUUUCAAAGAAAUGUUUGCAUUGUAUUUUAUCAAUGGGAAAACAAUGAAUUCCAGCCUUUUAGCUGUUCAUUCUCUAUUUUAUGGUAGCAAGGGACCCAUUUUUUGUUUUUGUAGAUAUUUUUCCGAUUUGUUAUAAUUUUGUAUCCUAUUCCUUACAUUAUAUAAUGUUAAUUUACCUAUGUUAUAUGAAAUUUUUCUUUCAAAUUGUUUGAUUCCAUCAUAGGUCAAAUUUCAUAAUCAUUUGUGACAAGUUUUUACUGUAUUCUGUCAAAAAUUAGAAAUUAGUCAAGAUUUAUUUUGCAGUUCUACUGACUAAGACUUGAAAUCUUGGUGAUGAGUAAUUUAGUUAUAAGUGCUAUUCAGAGUGCUUUGUUUGCUAUUUAUUGUGUUAUCUGCAAUCAAAUAUAUAUAUACAGGUAUUUCUAUUUCACUAACAUGUUAAAAUGGCAAAAAAUACCAACAGAAAAAAAAAAAACAGAAAAAAAUAUUGAAAUGAAAUGAAAUGUGUGCUUUGAGAAAGGGAGACAACCCUUGAAUAUGGUGGAGUCCAGAACCAAUAUCAUCAUUGUCUAAUAGAUAUUUGAUCACAUAUAUGUACAGUUAUAUUAUAUUUUCCCCAACAUCAACUUAAAGACAAUCUUUUUAAUUUUUAGGGUACAAUUUCUUUAUUGCAGUAAUUUGGGUCAUUUUCUCCAUGAGAAUAUUUUAUACAAAAAGUUGAUUUUGUAUUGUAAAACGUAUGAACUGUUCGUAUAUAUGAGUUCUACCUUUGUAAUUAAAGUACUACCAUUUUUAACAUUUGUAUACUUUUUCACACUAGAUGAUUUCAUUUUGUCAUUUGUAUAUGUAAAUAUAUAUAUCUUCAUUUUUUUUUCAGAUAAUAAUAUAUUGUCAUUCAUAUGCUGUCAGAUUUUUAUUGCAAGCAAUUUAAAAAUUUUGUGUACAUUCAAAUUGGUGACAUAAUGUUCAAUGCAAGUUAAUGUUGUCUUUCUGUGUUACCCUGCCUGCCCUUUUCAGUCGUGAUAGGCUAUCCUUGUUAUUGACAAGGACCAGUCUACUUGAGUUGGUAGGGGUGGCAGGGUGAGUAGAGGUAUGAUUGUUAGUGCUGGGAAGAUUGAAGCAGGUAAGGGUCAUGUAAUAGUCAGUUGUCGCUUUAUCUAGAGAUCAGACUUCAGUGUGUGUGAACUGUUGUCGCUGUAUCUAGAUGGUAGGCUGUGUAUGACUUCUUGCUGCAGCAGACUGAUAAUAUUCCCUGUAUCAGAGAGACUGCAGUAUGCGAGAUCAUCCCUUUAGUUAGAUACCAGACAGUAUCAUGUGACCAUUUGUCACUACCUAGACACCUGACCACAGCGUGUGACCAGGUGUCCCUGUAUCUAGACAUCAGACUUCAGAGUUUGUGACCAGUUGUCCCUGUAUCUAGAGACCAAGGCUGCAGAGUAUGCGACCAGUUUUCGCUGUAUCUAGACAGACUUCAGAGUUUGUGACCAGCUGUCCCUGUAUCUAGACACAAGGCUACAGAGUUUGUGACCAGUUUUUGCUAUAGACUGCAGACGGAGUGACCAGUUGUUGCUGUAUCUAGACAAUAUAUUGCAGUAUGACCAGUUUUCCGUCUAUCUAGUUACCAAGGUUGCAGAGUAUGAGACCAGUUCCUGCUGUAUCGAGACAUCAGACUGCAGAUUAUGACCAGUUGUAGCUAUUUCGAUAUCAAACUUCAUCAUGUGACCAGUUGUCGCGAUAUCAAACUUCGUCAUGUGACCUGUUGUCGUGAUAUCAAACUUUGUCAUGUGAACAGUUCUUGCUGUAUCAAGACAUCAAACUACAGAGUGUGACUAGUUGUGGCUGUCUCGAUGUCAUACGACCAGUUGUAGCUCGAUAUCAAACUUCGUCAUGUGACCAGUUGUCGCUGUAUUUAGACAGUAGAUUGUUCUGUGCUGAACAGAUAUUCCUUUGUGUAGAACUACAAUAUCAGACAUCGACUGACCUGUUACAUGUCCCUCGCCUGUUAAAAGUGUAUAAAAGAUGCAUUAAAACUUGAAGUGGUAAACGUGUCAAUAUAAACUACAUGUAGGUGGGAUGAGGUUUUCAUACAUUUCCUGUAAUACUCUCCAAAAAAAUGGAAAUUAUUAGAUAUUAUAUCUGAAUCAGGGUAAAACUGUCUGUAAAGAAGGUUUGAAGUUUAGGUCUAAUUUGUGUGCAUGGAAAAUAUAGAUUGGGUAGAGAUAUGUACUCCCCAGUAGUUUGGUUCCCACACAGCUUUAAAGUACAUCUGUGCUGUGACGAUUCUGUAAACCUUGGUAAUUGUGGUGACUUUGUCACACAGUAGUUAUAGAAGUAGGCUAAUCUGUCAUCUGAUUUCUCAUUCAAAGUCAAUAAAAUGUUACAAUCUCUA
This is a messenger RNA of Pecten maximus, 3869 nucleotides long. RefSeq names its product pollen-specific leucine-rich repeat extensin-like protein 1. Gene Ontology annotation, biological process: signal transduction. Bases 1 to 1278 code for a protein of 425 amino acids. Gene Ontology annotation, cellular component: nucleotide-activated protein kinase complex; nucleus; cytoplasm. The record is from RefSeq and is a predicted model, not a curated record. NCBI's taxonomy places the organism in Eukaryota, Metazoa, Mollusca, Bivalvia, Pectinida, Pectinidae. The transcript has 5 exons. Gene Ontology annotation, molecular function: protein kinase binding.